Culicoides brevitarsis is the source of this 1280-nucleotide messenger RNA. RefSeq names its product solute carrier family 35 member B1 homolog. Gene Ontology annotation, molecular function: UDP-glucose transmembrane transporter activity; UDP-galactose transmembrane transporter activity. NCBI's taxonomy places the organism in Eukaryota, Metazoa, Arthropoda, Insecta, Diptera, Ceratopogonidae. The transcript is spliced from 2 exons. Gene Ontology annotation, biological process: UDP-galactose transmembrane transport. The record is from RefSeq and is a predicted model, not a curated record. Gene Ontology annotation, cellular component: Golgi membrane; endoplasmic reticulum membrane. Bases 188 to 1195 code for a protein of 335 amino acids.
ACUUAUCAAGUCCAUCAAGAUUAAUGUGCAAAAAAGUGCAAUGCUGACAUAAAAGUGAGAGUAAUUCCCGUGAUUUGUACCGUUUACCAUUCAGUCUUCUGCGAAAAUUGUCUUCAAGUGCAUCUGACUUCGCAUAAAAAUUAUUUAUUUAUAAAUCGCUUCGUUUCAAAAAAAAAAAAAAAAAAUCAUGUCAGAUACAAAAAAAUUGCUAAUUUGUGCCGUUGGCAUAUUCGUAUGCUACUUCAUGUUCGGAAUAUUGCAAGAAAAAAUCACGCGAGGUCGUUAUGGCGAAGAAUUACACGAAGAUGGCAAGAAAGGAGAAAGAUUCACUUUUACUUUGGCUCUUGUUGGCGUUCAAUGUUUUUGUAAUUGGGCCUUUGCAAAGUGUAUUUUACUGUCGAAACCUCAACCGAACGACGGAACUCCAACAUUUUUCUACUUCAGCAGCGCUUUGACGUACCUUCUCGCGAUGAUCAGCUCCAAUAUGGCACUUCAAUGGGUCGCUUACCCCACACAAGUCAUCGCCAAGUCAGCUAAACCCAUUCCCGUGAUGAUUUUGGGCGUUUUGCUUGGGCGCAAGUCUUAUACGUUACAAAAAUACUUCUACGUCCUCCUCAUCGUGCUCGGAGUUGCCUUGUUUAUGUACAAAGAAGGAAAAGUGAACAAAGAAUCGACCAAUGCGGGACUCGGCGAACUCUUACUUUUCCUCAGUUUAUCCAUGGAUGGGCUAACGGGCGCCAUUCAGGAGCGAAUGCGAGCUCACAGUGCCCCAUCUGGGCAGUACAUGAUGCUCUCGAUGAAUUUUUGGAGCACAAUUAUGGUUUUCACGGCUUUGAUUUUGUCCGGUGAAGGUUUGGCGUUUUUGCAAUUCACACAUCGGCAUCCGGAAUUGUUGCAACAUUUGCUGGGUUUGAGUAUUUGCGGCGCCUUGGGUCAAUUGUUCAUUUUUAUGAUGGUUUCAGCAUUUGGACCUCUUGCGUGUUCUGUCGUUACAACAACGCGAAAAUUCUUCACGGUUCUUUUUUCGGUUAUUUUCUUCGGAAAUCCUCUCGCUGCUCGACAAUGGUUCGGAGCGGUUUUGGUAUUCACGGGACUUUUUGCUGAUAUGAUCACGGGCAAGAGAAAACCGAAACCUGUCAGUGGCAAAGACAAAGAGCAGAAGGAGAGUUUAUUGAAAGCCGAUGGAGAUCGUUAAGAGGCGAAAUAAAUGACAGGAAAGAUGGCUAAAUAGACAAUUAUUAUAGGAAAAAAUAUUUUUUAUCAAUAAAUUAAAUCUAUUU